AGCCUCGUAACCAACAUCAUGGCGGUCAUGGAAUUAGCAACACCGAAAGCAGAAGAACCCGAUUUUGGCUUCCUUAUCACAAAUGUAGAGCUGCCACCACUCUGUCAUCCAAAAUUUCGACCUGGACCACCAUCUGACCAUGCCCAGGUCGUUAGCAACCUUGUAUCAGACAUAAUAGUCAAUUCUAAAUGUGUAAAUCUGAAGGAUCUAUGUAUAGCAUCUGAUAAGUUAGCCUGGGUUCUUUAUUGUGAUAUUGUCUGCAUAGACAAUGAUGGAAGUGUGGUGGACGCCUGCAUUAUUUCUUUGGUGGCAAGCUUAAAAACGUUAACCCUACCCUCUGUUAAAUACGAUCUGGAAACUGGAACUAUUGUUGUGGAUGACACAGUGAGGACUCCACUUAACGUUCAUGGACUUCCAGUACCUACUAGCUUUGCUGUUUAUAAAUCUCUACAGAGCACCGUAAUAUUAACAGACCCAACAUCAUAUGAAGAAGAAAUGUCGGGCUCCUUAGGCUCGUGUAUGAUUGUAUGCUGCAAUCGAGGAGUGCUAUGUGGCAUACAGAAAUUCGGUGGUAGUAGUAUUUCCACAGAUAUUGAAGAAGAAGCUUUAAAAAUGGCGAAGGAAAGGGAAAAACUAGUGGAAAAUGUUAUUGGUACUUGCUUGAAAAAUAUUAAAUGAAUACAAUUUCUUAGUAAUACCGUUGUUU
Hyposmocoma kahamanoa is the source of this 706-nucleotide messenger RNA. Its product is annotated as exosome complex component RRP43-like. Gene Ontology annotation, cellular component: cytoplasmic exosome (RNase complex); nuclear exosome (RNase complex). Bases 19 to 678 code for a protein of 219 amino acids. The record is from RefSeq and is a predicted model, not a curated record. Gene Ontology annotation, biological process: nuclear mRNA surveillance; nuclear polyadenylation-dependent mRNA catabolic process; U4 snRNA 3'-end processing. NCBI's taxonomy places the organism in Eukaryota, Metazoa, Arthropoda, Insecta, Lepidoptera, Cosmopterigidae. The transcript has 4 exons.